Molecule: messenger RNA, 552 nt
Organism: Cutaneotrichosporon cavernicola
Lineage: Eukaryota; Fungi; Basidiomycota; Tremellomycetes; Trichosporonales; Trichosporonaceae
Exons: 3
Coding region: 1-552 (183 amino acids)
Source: RefSeq, a predicted model, not a curated record
AUGCUCGCCGCCACGAUCCUCUUCUUCGCCGCCGCCGCCCGCGCCAUCCAGGUCACCGCCCCAGCCAACGGCACCAUCUGGAAGUCGGGCGAGGCCCAGACCGUCUCGUGGAGCUCGGUCAACACGGACCCCAGCGAGUUCACCAUCGCCGUCCAGAUCCAGCAGCCCUUCUCGACGCUGGAGGUUGCCAACGUCGAGACCUCGGCCGGCUCGUACUCGUGGACCCCUCCCGCCACCCUCAUCGGCACCGACUACCGCAUCAACUUGCUCAACAAGGACGGCGGUAUCCUCGCCCAGUCGGGCUACUUUGACGUUGAGCAGGGCUCUGCCGUUGUCUCGUCGGCCUCUGGUUCAGCCUCUGGCUCGGCCUCUGGCUUGUCCUCUGUUUCGGUUUCGCGCUCGGCGUCGGCUUCUGGCAGCCUCUCGGCUUCGGCUGGCGCGUCCGCCUCGGGAUCGGCCUCUGUGCCCAACGCCACGCCGUCCAGCGGCGCCGGCGCGCUCGUCCCCUCGCUCGUCCUCGUUGCGGGCUCGCUCGCGGCCCUCCUCGCCUAA